Molecule: messenger RNA, 1367 nt
Organism: Rhineura floridana
Lineage: Eukaryota; Metazoa; Chordata; Lepidosauria; Squamata; Rhineuridae
Product: phospholipase A and acyltransferase 3-like
Exons: 6
Coding region: 46-951 (301 amino acids)
Biological process (GO): N-acylphosphatidylethanolamine metabolic process
Cellular component (GO): cytoplasm
Molecular function (GO): A2-type glycerophospholipase activity; glycerophospholipid phospholipase A1 activity
Source: RefSeq, a predicted model, not a curated record
CCAUUGGAAGCCGAAACUGAGAAUAACAACCUGAGCCUAGUGAAGAUGAACGAUGAGGAGCAGAACCACUCAGCCUUCUUCAUCCGGGUGAAGAACCCAGCUGAGCGGGAUGAAUUAAAACCUGGAGACCUCAUUGAGAUCUUCCGUUCUUCUUGUCAGCACUGGGCCAUCUAUGUUGGGGAUCGAAAGGUUGUCCACUUGGCAACUGAACAAGACCAUCUGGCAAAUAGAACUCCCAGCGCCUUGACAAUCAUGUCCGACAGAGCUUACGUAAAGAAGGAUUGGCUGGAAGAUGUCCUACGGAAGGACCAGUACCGGGUGAACAACAAACAUGACGAGACGCACCCACCACUUCCCCUUGCCAAGAUACUCUGGCAGGCCCAGGAGCUGGUGGGCAAGGAGACGCCCUAUGCCUUGAGCAGCCACAACUGUGAGCAUUUUGUGAUGGAGCUACGGUAUGGAGUGGAAAUGAACGAACAGGAAGAAAUUAAAGCUGGUGACCUCAUCGAGAUCUUCCGCUCUUGCUAUCAGCACUGGGGCAUCUACGUUGGGGAUGGCAAAGUUGUUCAUUUAGCCCCUGAAUGCGACCGUCUUGCUAACGGUGCUGCCAGCGUACUGGCGGUCUUGUCUGACAGAGCUUAUGUGAAGAAGGACUGGCUUGAUGUCGUGGUGCGGAAGGACCAGUACCGAGUGAAUAACAAGCAUGACCACACGCACCCUGCGCUGCCACUUGCCAAGAUCCUCCAGCGGGCAGAGGAGCUGGUUGGGAGGGAGAUGCCCUACAAUCUGACUAGCCACAACUGUGAACACUUUGUGAUGGACUUGCGAUAUGGCGUUGCAAUGAGUGACCAGGUUACUGAAGCCAUUGCUGUGGGAACCAUUGGCAUGAUGGGCGUGGCGGCCGCCAUGAUCCGAUCAGCGGCGAAGAGGCGCAAGCACCGCUAUGAAUAGCUUGUGGGGAGAGGCCAGGGGCCUCCAUGGCAGGAUUAUUACCAGCUCUGGGGGUGGUUUUUUUUUGCCUGCCCAGUGUCCUUUAUUUGUUUUCAGACCACCAGACCAAAAAUUAAAUCAGAUUUCCGUGACAGAAGCCACCCACCUACGCCGUGCUUGGAACCAAUAAAACUCUCUUCAGGAUAUAGACCUGUGGCGCAAACUGUUUUGCCGACGACGGCACUAGGUUCCUUUUUUUUGUCUGAUGGACGUUGCGGGCGGUGGAGGCACCAUUGGCCUCUUAUGAGGGUAGCUAGGCAACAGAGAUGGUGGCACUGAGCCUCUCAGCAACCAACAGGUGGUAGCAACCGUGCCCUCUUCUGGCAGCUAGGCAACAGCCUCUUGCUUUGCUAGGCCUAUUGCGAUGGUUGCCAGGC